UUGUGAUCUUGAUUGGAGAGCACUAGAGCUCUGUGAGAAGAGUGUCUCCCUGUCCCCGUCGCACCCACCCCCCUUCAUAGCCAUUUUAACCUAUCCACAGAGAGAGAGAGAGAGAGAGAGAGCAGAGAGCAGUGUGACACAGCGGUCCUGGGAGCGGCUAGGUAGAAAGAAACCGGGAAGCAGGAGUGGAGAAAAAGUGUGGGAAGGGAAACAGGGAGAGAAGUGCUUCACCUCCGCCUGCUCCUCCUCCUCCGCCGGCACCUUUGCCGCCGUCGCAGCAGCUUCCAGCGUUGAAGGCGAAGACUGUCUUUUCUUACUUAUUGUCUCGCCAUCGCAUGCGUUCUCUUCUCUUCUCAUCAUCUUCUUCCUGCUGCCCGCCGAUCCCUCCUAAACCCAUGAAGAGAUUAUCGCAGAAUCCAAAGCUUUUCCGCUGGAAAUCCUCCCUCCUUUUCCUCUGAUGUUCUCAGUUCCGCUGUGAUCCUUUGUCGCCACUCACUCCACAGCUGAGAUGGCGGCGACUGCGGUGCUUUCUGAUUUUGUGGAAUGGAGAGAGAAUAUCAUCUCUCAGGAGCGCGGAAACCGCAUCGUCCACUACUACCUUGAGGACUCUAACGGGAAAUCCCAUCUCGCCGUCAUCGGCACCGAGAGGAGCUUGAGACACAUGCUCUAUGUGGUCUCCGAGGAGUUCCACCAGUCAUAUUGCCCGGAGAAGUCCGGGGUUUCAUGCCUCAAGUGGAGAUCGAGAAGAGAGGUCGUAGAUUGGCUUAGUUCGUUUCUUCCGGGGAAGAUCAAGUCGCAUAACCACUCCAGAGCACUGAAAAAUUGUUCAGCAAACCCUAUAGGCGCUAACAUCUCAAGUAAUGGAGUUAAUGAUUCAGGAGGCUUCUUGCAUAAGCAUAUGGAUCUUGGCAGGAGCUUGAAAGGCCAACACUCAGAGAUCUCCUGGUCUGGAAUUUCCUGGAUAUGUGGCAAACAACUCAAGCAUUACCAAGCUUUUUAUCGCAAUGGAACCACCAUUUUUGCCCAUUCUUUUGUUCUUGUUAUGUCGGAGGAAGAAACUCUCUAUCUUGCUUAUUUAGAAGAUAUGUAUGAAGAUAAGAAAGGACAAAAGAAAGUGAAAGUUCGCUGGUUUCACCAAGACCAAGAAUUUGAUUGUACAAUACCACCACCAGCUCCACACCCCAAUGAAGUCUUUAUAACUCCUUAUUCUCAGGUCAUAAGUGCUGAGUGUGUUGAUGAUGUUGCUACUAUUUUAACUCCUGAACAUUAUGAGAAGUUUUUGGCAACAUCUCCAUACUCUUCUUCAUGUGGUCUUCGUUUAUGCUUCAGGCAAUAUAACAAAAAGAAGUUCAAAUUCUUUGAUUUAACUACUCUGGGUGGAUAUUUUAAUCAGCCCAUUCUCUCUUCCUUGGAUAUCUGUUCUUUUUCUGGGGAGCAACGAUUCCGUAAUGCCUGUGAUAUAAAACAUGUUGGAUCGAAGAGAAUGACGUUCGUAAAGAGUCAUCAGAGGAUAUUGAAGGACCAUUUGGAUAUGAAGAUGUCGAGUGGCACAAAUGAUGCGAGAAAACUCUGGCCAGCAUGUCGUAACUUGAGAUGUGAUCUAACCAUGAGAAGACCUCUGUCGGUGAAGUUUAUUGGACCGCGUAAUUUGCGGAAGCCGCCUUUCAGGAUAGAUGAGAAAAUUGAGCUUCUAUGCCAAGAUAGUGGGAUUAGAGGUUGCUGGUUUAAAUGUACUGUUUUGAGAGUAACUCAAAUGAGAUUAAAGGUUAGAUAUGACAAUUUGCAGAAUGAGGAUGAUUGCGGGAAUUUAGAGGAAUGGGUACCAGCUUUCAAGGUUGCUGCUGCUGACAAAUUGGGCAUGAGGGUUUCAGGCCGUUUUACAAUUAGACCAUCUCCCGAGUGUAAUUUUAUACCAGAGAACGCUGCAUUGCAGAUUGGGACAGCGGUGGAUGCGUGGUGGAAUGAUGGCUGGUGGGAGGGGGUUGUUAUUGGAAUGGAAUGCCGUGGAGAUGAUAAUAUGCAAAUUUACAUUCCUGGUGAAGAUUUCUUCCUAUCUUGUCAAAGGAAAAAUGUUAGAAUUUCUAAUGACUGGUCAGGAAAUGGAUGGGUUAGAGUUGAUGCAAAGCCAGACAUACUCUCGCAGAUAUCUUCGGUUAGCCCAGUAGCGAAGCCAGCUGCGAACGGUGUGCUGGCCAAGGGUGCAGAGUCUGGCUGCUCGGCAAUGUCGGACCGUCAAGCCGUUGCUACGAAAGCUAAUUCGAUCGAAGCAGAUAAGCAAACAGAAGGAAACGAAGAAGAUGAUCGAGUGGAAGGCAGCUCGAGAGAUAAUACUAACGGGUCAUCGGACUGUGUCAAGUCUUUGGGUACAAGAAAACGGUGCAGGGAUGAUACUAAUGCCGAAAUUUAUGGAGCUGAGGUAGACUUAGAAGGAGAUGAUAAGACAAGCAAUUGAGUUAUUUGAUCCAGUAAAGUUUCCAAGCUGUACAUAUCUUACAUAUAGAGUAUUGUAUGGAAACUAGAGCAAAUUUCCAGGGUCAGCUAACUGGGUUUUUGUUGAGGGACCUUGGUUUUCUGCUCCCUGUUAUCUUUUUUUUUUUUUUAAAUUUUUUUAAGCUUCUACAUUAAAAACUUGUUCAGAUAACCCAUAUUCUAGUGGCUUUUUCACUGGUUCACCUCU
This is a messenger RNA of Phalaenopsis equestris, 2677 nucleotides long. RefSeq lists its product as uncharacterized. The transcript has 6 exons. The record is from RefSeq and is a predicted model, not a curated record. Gene Ontology annotation, molecular function: chromatin binding. NCBI's taxonomy places the organism in Eukaryota, Viridiplantae, Streptophyta, Magnoliopsida, Asparagales, Orchidaceae. Bases 509 to 2452 code for a protein of 647 amino acids.